This is a messenger RNA of Styela clava, 2373 nucleotides long. The record is from RefSeq and is a predicted model, not a curated record. Lineage: Eukaryota; Metazoa; Chordata; Ascidiacea; Stolidobranchia; Styelidae.
GAAUCGGAACAUUGUGAUUCGAAAAAAAAAAUAUUCGAAACUUACAUCGCCCGUCGCGAGCCAUGGGUUCUCGACUUCUGUUUUAGGUAAAGCUCUAAUAUAGUGUACAAAUGGCCUCAAUAACGACAGCAAGUUACUCGGACCAGACGACGGCAGCACUCCUGCCAGAUGCAAAUUUAGAAACAUGGGAUUUCGUUGUUAUCGGUGUCUAUUUCGCAUUCAUAUUAGCUGUUGGGAUAUGGGCGAUGUGCAGCACGAAUCGUGGAAACGUUGACGGAUUCUUUCUCGCCGGGAGACACAUAACUUGGUUUCCUGUCGGAGCAUCUCUUUUCAGCAGCAAUAUUGGAAGUGGUGAUUUCGUUGGACUGGCUGGAACAGGAGUGGUCGGCGGAAUUGCAGUCGGUGCAUUCGAAUGGAAUGCCAUGCUUACGCUCUUCUUCUUGGGUUGGAUAUUUGCACCAGUUUAUAUAGCUGCUGGAGUCGUCACAAUGCCCGAAUAUCUUGAGGCACGAUUUGGAGGCCAAAGAAUUCAAGUGUAUUUAUCAGUGUUGUCGGUGUUGCUUUAUAUUCUAGUGAGAGUAUCGGCCGACUUGUAUUCCGGAGCAAUCUUUGUUCAAGAAGCUCUUGGAUGGAAUAUUUAUUUAUCUAUGGUUCUCCUUCUGUUGAUCACUGGAUUAUAUACAGUGACUGGAGGAUUAACUGCUGUCAUAUAUACAGACACUGCUCAAACUUUAAUCAUAACUAUUGGAUCAGUAAUCAUGAUGGUAUUGUCGUUUGAAAGCAUUGGGGGAUAUGAUCAACUGGAAACAAAAUACAUGCAAGCAGUACCAAGAUUGAGGCCAGCAAACACAACAUGCGGUGAACCGAGGGAGGAUUUUUUCAGCGUUUUUAGAGAUCCAGUUACAGGAGAUCUUCCUUGGCCUGGACUAACUUUCGGUUUAACAAUAUUAGCUACGUGGUACUGGUGCACAGAUCAGGUUCUUGUUCAAAGAACGUUGGCAGCAAAAAACCUGACACAUGCAAAAGGAGGUUGUGUUUUGGCAGGGUUUAUUAAAAUAAUGCCAAUGUAUACAAUUGUAAUGGUUGGAAUGGUCAGCAGAAUCGUAUUAACUGAUGCAAUUGCAUGUGUACUACCAGAAGAAUGUAUGAAAUAUUGUGGUUCAACCGUCGGUUGCUCCAAUGUUGCUUAUCCUAAGCUUGUACUGGCAACCAUGCCAACGGGAGCAAGAGGAUUGCUACUUGCAGCCAUGGUUUCGGCCUUGAUGUCUUCUUUAACAUCAGUAUUCAACAGUUCUUCAACUUUAUUUACUUGUGAUAUUUGGACUAAGAUUCGAAAAAACGCAUCUCAACGAGAAUUAAUGAUUGUUGGCCGCGUUUUUAUUCUUUGCAUGGUGGGAGUGAGCAUUGCCUGGGUGCCAAUCAUACAGGAAGCUGCAGGUGGACAACUAUUUGACUAUAUACAGGCUAUAACAAGUUAUCUCGCUCCUCCAAUUGCAACUAUUUUUGUGACUGCUGUAUUUUGGCCAAGACUCAAUGAGCCGGGCGCUUUCUGGUCAUUGUUAAUCGGAAUGGUUAUUGGUUUAACCCGAAUGAUAUUGGAUUUUGUCUACACAGCGCCAUUAUGCGGAGAAGAAGAUACAAGACCACUGGUUCUGUCAAAGGUCCACUACCUUCAUUUCGCGUUGAUUCUUACGGCUUGUACGUUGAUAAUAGAAGUUAGUGUCAGCUUGUGCACUCCUCCUAUUGCCAGUGAACACUUGCACAGAUUGACAUAUUGGACCCGACUGAGUAAGAAGAAAAGAAUUCCAAUCGAACAGACUUUUGAACUUCAUGGAUCCGGUAACCAGCAGAACGAUGAAACUGAGGGAGGAUAUCCAAAUGAGGUGAUGGUUGGCGAUAAUGAAGCAAUGGCAAACGGGAAUGGAAAACAUCCUUCACAAAAAAAACAAAAGUCUUGGCUCAAACGAGGAUUUGACCUCUUUUGCGGUUUUGAUGACCAAACCUCGAAGCAACCUUCAUCGGAUUCUGUAAUAUUGGAUAUCAACGAAAAGAAAUGGCCAGCAUUAAUUGUAAACAUAGCUUGCGUGCUCAUGUUAGCCACAAUGGUGUUUCUUUUUGCAUAUUACGCAUAAUACUUCACGUGAAGGAAGGGAGAAAUAAUGAGAAAAUUAUUACUUCCUGCAUGAUGUUAUUCUCCUUUCAAUGUUUUUUUUUGAAUAAUCAAAACGAAUAAUUGCAUAAACAAUUUUAUUAUUGUCAAUCCCGAUAAUUGACGAGUCCAAUUAAAGACAGGCAAGAAUAAAAUGAAAUAUAGUUGAACAUUUUAUAAAAACUGAUUUUGAUGAAAAAUACAACUGAUCUAUUCGUAAUGUG